CAAAAAAUUUCGAAAAAUUUAUAAUAUACGUUCCUACUCUUUUUAAAUAUUCUAUUCUAUAUUAAUCGACGUGUUUUCGAGAUUUCUUUCCUCCUAAUUACCAUUGAACAAUCGUUGAUUAAACGUAUGCAAAGUAAUCGUUUAAAAAUAAUAAAAUCGGUGACGUAUCGAAAAUGGAUAUUCGGCGAUGAUUUUGUGACGAGUACCACGAAAGAAAGGUUGUUCUCUGUAUCGAUGGUGUCUGAAAGCUGAUUUUGUAUCGUAUUUUCGAGGACAGAAGGGAUGGACGAAAGGUUCUACGAGCGGAAGAGAGAGACGGGGAUUUGGAGGGAAAAUAGGUGGCAACGGAGGCCGAUGGCUCGUUCUCGCGAAGGGUAGCUCAACCUCGAGUGUUACAAUAAAUCAACGAAACGCUUUUGCAGAGCUCCACCCUCGUAACUUCUGCAGAAUACAUCCCAUAGAGAUCACGACGUUACCAGACUGUCCCAUUUUCAUUGUGUUUAAAGUGCCUACCUCGCCGCUUCGAUCGGAUCGGCCAUCGUAUAAAUUAUUUAUCCUUGCUUCCUGUCACGCGACGAUAUCGAAAAGCUCGAUUGCACGUCCAGAGGAAUGAAUUUCGAAUUUGAAGAACAAGAAUCUUUUUGAUUGACAAAUAAUUUGAGAAAAAAUUUUGUUUGGAAUUAUGAUAAAACAUAAAAGUAUCAAAUAUAUUUUUUAACAAAUAUUCUAUGACAUUUCUCUUUGAAUAAUUUUAUUAAUUGGGGAGCAGAGAAAAUCUUUUAGAGGCAUUCGGUUUUAUAUCUCUACCGAUAAAAAAAAAACAAAUUUUUUUAACUUAUCUUGAUCACUCAUUUCUACAUUGGAAUCGAUUAUCAAAUUCGAAUUAUUCUCGAUGAGUAUCGUUUGAUUAAAAUUUACAACAAAAUUUCGUCAUAUGUUGGAUUAUUCAAUUUCAUUUCUGUUCCAUAUAUUUUUUACAUAAAUUUUCGAUCCUUGUUUAAUAUACUACUAUUCAAGUACAAAAUUCUAUAAAAUUCGAUCGAAAUAUAAUUCAAAAUUUUCCCCAAUCGCACGAAACCAAACUCAAAAAAAAAGACUAUCUAUUCGAAUAGAGAUUAAAAGAGAAAUCUAUCAAGAGAACGAAAACGUUGUUCCUUUAAUCGAGACUCGUCUUCGUCGUACAAAAUAUGCAACGUCAAUCCUGCAAAAAAAAAAAAGAAAAAUGUUAAAAAGAGUGCAAGCGGACGAACUAAACCGCCAAGAUCAAGAAAAAUAUUAGAGGAGGGCUGAUCGAGAGGGCGAGAGCCGGGGCGACCCCUGCCUCAAUAUCUCUGUCCACGUUCUCCUUUUCUAUCCCCGCGAUACCAUCGGCUCGUCAUUCGUGACAAAAGGGCAAACAGCCCCGCGCGGCCGUGGCGACCGAUUAAUCCCCGACAAAAGGGGCUGCGUAUCGCGUGGCCCUCGACCGGCCCUCCUAAAACCUACCUUCGCCCUUACCGACUAGAAAGGGUGCCCCUUCCUCCCUCGCCUGGUGGCAGGGGCGAGUGCCUCCAUCCUUCCUCGGUGGAACGACCCAAUCCGGGCUGGAGGGUGGGCACCGUCGUUGCUAUAUAACUCUGGGGUGAGCUUUGCUCGUGGUGAGUGUAAUCUGCCGAUCGUGUGUAGCUUCUUCUCGUGUAUAUAGUUGAAUCUCGCUUGCCUUAUCUCGUGAAGCCUUUUAAACAAUCAUUCGUCGGGGAGAAGAAACGAAAGACACUUUGAAAUUUGGUGGAAUAGAUGCGAGCCGCGAAUACUGUUGUUGCUGCAAAGUGUACCACCACUUCGACAGCGGGAGGAAUAUGUUCGAGGACAAGGACACAAGUUUCUUCAGGCCGUGGGACAAUCGUGAUGCGAGCAAAACGACGGAAGAAAACAGGAUCGAGGGGCAAGAAGAUUCCAUCAAGGAGGAUCGAUCGCCUACCAAUGCGAAACAAGAGGAUCGCGUCGACUCGAUCCCGGCCUCGUCCCCCUCCUCCGAAAGGCGGAGAAGAAGGAAGAGCGAUUCCUCCGUCAGAACGACGAGCAGCUCAUCGUCAAAAGCGGAGGACGAGAGCAGGAUUUCAGAAAGCCUGGAGUCGUCGAAAGAUUCCGACUAUCCCCUGCCCUCCGCCGCUGUUUCGAACCCCGCCGAAUCUCCAUCGCGUUUGAACGGCCGCUCGUUGCUCGAUGCGCCGCAUCGCUCGAUCGAUUAUCUUCAGGGCACGAACGAGCCCGAUUCCCUGCGCUCUGACGGCCCGUGGCUGGAUCCCGUUAUGGUCCCAUCAUUGUUGCCAACCGCCUCGACAACAGCGACCACGGGCCACCCGUUCUAUUACCGCGGAUUCCCCUCCGUGCUGCACACCUUCCCGCAAGAAUUGCAAGCGCCGUUCGUGGAGCAUGCCGUGGGCAUGCUGCAAAGGCAGGAAGCGGUCGCGAAGCAAAUGAGGAAGUUGCGGCCGAAAAAAUUCAGGUGCGAACACUGUGACGUCGCGUUCAGCAAUAACGGCCAGCUAAAGGGACACAUCAGGAUACACACGGGCGAAAGACCGUUCAAAUGCGACGCGAAGGAUUGCGGGAAAUCGUUUACCAGGAACGAAGAGUUGACGAGGCACAAGAGAAUCCACACCGGACUUCGUCCGCACGCUUGCGUAAUUUGUGGAAAGUGUUUCGGCAGGAAAGAUCACUUGAAGAAGCACAUGAGAACCCACGAGAAUCGUGAUCCAUACAGGAUGUCAGCGGCUACAUUGGGAAUGAUCGGUUUAGGGAACACUCUACCUCAAAAUAUGGGAUUUUUCCCGUAUUUCUAUCCAACGUGAUACGUAGGAACGAAAUUCAAAAAAUCUCGGCAACGUUUCGCAUUACAGCGAAUUGACAUUAUUUUUUCUCUUUUUGAACUGGAAUAGCACAGGCUGUGUAAAAGAAAUUGGGGACCAAAAAAAUAAAAUCUUUGGAGCAAUUAUAUCUCGUGAAAAGAGUUGAAUAUUUUUUAAAUAUUUUUGAGACAUUUUGUAUAUAUUUCAUAUAUACAACGGUUCUAUCCAUUUAACAUUGAACAUUAAUUGUUGCCUUGAUUCUUCGUUUUAUGAAGAAUCAUUGAAUGUUUGUCAAGAUUAUUCCUAUUUUUGAUACUAUGUCCUUUUUAUCGAUACUAGUCGAAUAGUCUAUUAUACAAUGCAAUACGAAGGCAUUUAUACAUAGAGAUUAUA
Apis mellifera (honey bee) is the source of this 3224-nucleotide messenger RNA. RefSeq names its product early growth response protein 1. Gene Ontology annotation, biological process: regulation of transcription by RNA polymerase II. The coding region runs from base 1839 to 2834 and encodes 331 amino acids. Gene Ontology annotation, molecular function: DNA-binding transcription factor activity, RNA polymerase II-specific; RNA polymerase II cis-regulatory region sequence-specific DNA binding. The transcript is spliced from 2 exons. The record is from RefSeq and is a predicted model, not a curated record. NCBI's taxonomy places the organism in Eukaryota, Metazoa, Arthropoda, Insecta, Hymenoptera, Apidae.